CUGGACAGCCACCGGUGGACCGACGUGCAAUGCAGAAGCAUAUUUGCCUCGUCACUCUGUGGUGAUGCGGCCGAUUGGUUUUCGGAGGUGCGGGCAUUUCAACCUGGCCUGACACUCGAGCUGUCUGGGGAAAUACUCGUCGAGAAAUACAAGCCGAAACUCCCAGAGCAUGAGCUGCUAAACUGGCUGAUGAUGGAACAAAAGGCGCGAGGCGAAACGUAUCAAGUGUACGCGCAGCGGCUGCUCAACAUGGCGGAUUCGCUCCCUGGUGGUCUCUCCACCGAGGCCAACGCGCGUUAUGCGAUGCACACCUUCAUCAAGAGGGCGUACUACAAGUACUCGGACGAGUUAAAAUCAUUCGUGGAAAGAUUGCCUCCGACAACCUCCGCUGUGACCAAGUUACAGCGACUGGUCGAUCACUUAGCGUACAUGGCCGAGUGCGACGGUCAGUUG
Molecule: messenger RNA, 453 nt
Organism: Phytophthora sojae
Lineage: Eukaryota; Oomycota; Peronosporomycetes; Peronosporales; Peronosporaceae
Exons: 1
Source: RefSeq, a predicted model, not a curated record